Messenger RNA from Dovyalis caffra, 1143 nucleotides. Lineage: Eukaryota; Viridiplantae; Streptophyta; Magnoliopsida; Malpighiales; Salicaceae. The record is from the annotation of a GenBank genome assembly.
AUGUUGGUGCAAGUGGGAGUCGACGAGGAAGAAUCUGGGUCGGAUAUUGGUGUGGGAGAGGACAGAAUGGAAGAUUCUGACAAUGAAUUGUGGGGGCUAGAUGAGUGGAGAGAGUUUUUUAAGGGUGCAAAUGGAAGUAUAUUUAAGGUCAUCAGCAAUGCCAUCACAGUAGCUGCAAAAGAUCACCCUGAAGAGUUCAAGCUCAAAAGGGGUGAAAUUGUUGAGACAGCAUACUCAUCCUUUUGUUCCCUGCAUUGUUAUCAUCACCACAAUGAGCUAAGCAGAGAGAGCAGCUUUAAAGAUGAGCCUCAAGGUAUUAAAAGUAGGCCAAAUGGAAAUGCAGUUGAUUUGGCACAUUGUAAGGAGGCUGGGUGUGACGUCAUCAGAGAUGAUGCAAAUAUGAAGACUGUCCCAGAAAGCAAAUAUAGUUAUAGCGAAGCAGAGGCCUUAGUUGAAAUGAUCGAGCGAGAAAAAGAGGACAUCAUGGGGGUUUUAAGAAUUAAGGAGGUUCUUUGCAAUAGUCAAGAAGAGUCCAAAGCAGGACUAUUCGAGUCGCUGAGGAGGCUACAAUUGAUGGAUCUUAUCGAGCUUAUCCUUGUUGACAAUGGCACAAUAGAGCUUGUUGUGGAGCUUGUGGAAGUAGUGCAUACCGUCCUUAUUGAAGAAACCGGGAUGGUAUUUGUCAAAGAGGAUCUUGUGGUGCUAUAUUCUUCCAAUGAUGAAUGGCAAGGUCCUUCUUUCUUUGAUGAUUGGCAACAUUCUUCUUCACAACAAGGCUGGUAUGGAACCUCCCUUAUUGGUACUAUUAUGACUUUAGUUAAAGGCAUCGGAGGAGCUACGGUAUUCAAAGAUGAUGAAUGGCUUGAAUUGGUACGUUAUGCACAAAGCCCUCAUGAGGACAACGAUAUAAAGGUUUUCAAUUCUAGUUCUAUGGAAGUGGGUUACCUUUAUAGUCGAGUUGCUGUAAUUUUGUCUCCUUUACUUGAUGCUCACAAGAUUAUUCUUGAAGGGGAGGUGGCUAAUUCAAAAAUAGAAUGUAGUUCUAUUAUUUGUCGACUUACUUUGCAGAUUUUCUACUUCAUCUCCCGCGAGCAGGUUGCCUUACAGGAGUCAAAUUCCGAAAGGCAGCAUGCAGAAUCAUAA